ACUUACCGCAUAGUUCUAGAAGAGAAGACGACCUCAAGGUUACAUCCACCCCUAAUGUCAGAGGUAAAAAAGAUAAUAGCGAAAAUGUUGAGUCUAUUAUGAAGAACUCAACCCAUGGAUAAAUCUUUUGAUAUACAAAAGUUAAUGCCUAUAAAAUUAAACCCAGAAAGAGAAAUAAGUCAGUAAGCUUUAUAUUGGAUGAUACUGAAACUGUUGCUAUUAAGAGAUCGAAAUCAGAGCUAUCAGUAAUGGACAGCAAACUAACACAGAACAUCAAAACGAACUUUGGAUCAGCCAAAACUAAAAAACCCAAGAAAAAAUCUAAGGAUGGAAAAAAAAACAAAGGUAAUGCAAAUAAUUUCAAAAUAGAAAUUGAUGCAUCACAAGAAAGCACUAAGUCAGACGCGGUAGAGACAUGUGACAUGAAGGAUAUCUCAAGUAAUGAAAAACAAAGUGAAGAUAAUCUAAAGAUAAAGAAAAACAAAAGACAGAGAAAACGAAAACAAAUUGAUAAUUCUGCAAAUCCAGUAACAGUAAAUGGAACCCAAGCAGAUGAAGCUACAGAAAAAAAAAAGAAAAAGAAGAAACAUCAAACUAAACAAAUAAAAGAUAAAAUAGACUCAGAAGGUGAGCCAGCAACAAAAUCUUGUAAGAAAGAUAUAAAGCCAGAUGUAAUAGCACAAGACUUGGAAAGUUUAAGUAUUGGUCAUAAUGCACAUACAUUGACAAAUCUUCUUGAUGAAAUGACAGUCAUAGAUAAGAAAAAGAAAAAGCACAGAAAGCCAAAAAAGAAUAAGCAACAAAACUCUUCUGACGAUGUAACCACUGAAAUAGGUGAAACGAUAGCCGUGGAAGAGAAUAAGAAAUUAAAAUGGAUGAAACGCAAAUGGAAUAAAGACAGGAAAGUUGGAGUCAAUGAUGACAAACUUGUAACAUCAAUUGUUGUUGAGAACCUGCCCUUAAAAAUAAUGUGCAACUAUAAAAAGCUGCUUACUGAACACUUUACUACAUUUGGUCCAAUAAAAGUAGUUGGUAUUGCUGAAUUAUACUCUAUUGAACAUCCUGAAGCAUUCACAACUACUAUAAACUUUGAAAGUGAAGAUGCAGCCAAUAAGGCCUUAGAUGAAGACAAUACACUGUUUGAAGGCAACCGCAUUCGUGUAAAGCGACUCCUUCCGCCCUCACAGACGACGUUAGUUGUUAAGUUGUAUGCAAAUUUAUCAGAACCAGUGCUCAGCUCAGUCUUCACCAACGCGGGUCGGAUAAGAAACGUUCGUAGAUUGGUCAAAGGGAAAAAGUCUAUAUCUACAGCAUUUAUCGAAUUCGAUUGUCCAGAAGCAGUGGAACGAGCUAUCAAGAUGGCGGAAGAUGUCAAAAUAGGCGGCAAAAAAAUAUUUGCUGCGAAAUUCGAAUUACGCAAUCAAAACAAAAAGUUGAAGAAAAAUGAAAAUGAUGGAGGCAGUGAUGAUUCAAGUGAUUAAUGUAUCAUGCCGAGAUUUACUUCCUGAUUGUAUUUUAAAAACUUGAUCAUUUACUUAUAUACCUAUUUUAAAACUACUUUAUAAUGUAAUUUUAUACAGCUAAGUAACUACUUUUAGUAUAACAUGUUAAAAUUACUUAAAGCGAAUACAAUAUUUUUCUUAACAGU
This is a messenger RNA of Vanessa tameamea, 1648 nucleotides long. RefSeq lists its product as uncharacterized. Gene Ontology annotation, molecular function: RNA binding. The record is from RefSeq and is a predicted model, not a curated record. NCBI's taxonomy places the organism in Eukaryota, Metazoa, Arthropoda, Insecta, Lepidoptera, Nymphalidae. The transcript has 4 exons. Bases 249 to 1481 code for a protein of 410 amino acids.